This is a messenger RNA of Kogia breviceps (pygmy sperm whale), 1299 nucleotides long. Its product is annotated as small integral membrane protein 7-like. The record is from RefSeq and is a predicted model, not a curated record. Lineage: Eukaryota; Metazoa; Chordata; Mammalia; Artiodactyla; Physeteridae.
CGCGCCGGCAGUAACAAUGAUCGGGGACAUCCUGCUGUUUGGGACGCUGUUGAUGAACGCCGGGGCGGUGCUCAACUUUAAGCUGAAAAAGAAGGACAUGCAAGGCUUUGGCGAGGAGUCGAGGGAGCCCAGCACAGGUGACAACAUCCGGGAGUUCUUGCUGAGCCUCAGAUAUUUUCGAAUCUUCAUCACCCUAUGGAAUGUCUUCAUGAUGUUCUGCAUGAUCGUGCUCUUUGUCUCCUGACCAGGUACAGAACCGGAAACACACCUUCUCAGAGUGUCUCUUCUUCCAUUCCUGACGACUUCAAGAAUGUUUCUGACCAGAAAACCGGUGACCUUCCCAGAAAGUCCAAGCUUGUGGUGGGUGGAAAAAAUGUUCGCCAAGAUGAACACAGUUUCCCAGCCACGUCACUGUUUUCUUUUCAAAGAUAUUUUCACUUUGAUGUCUGCCUUGAAAUGCUGUCUACUUAAAAGAGUUUGAAGAGUGUUUAUGUGAGGGGCUGUGGUAUCUAGAUUGUUUAAUCAGAUCAGAAUCCCUCUUCUACCAGACUUUCACUGGAAACCCAUUUCUGGGUAUUUCUUGGUUUAUUGUUAAUAACCAUCCUUUUUUUGUUUCAAAUUAUACAGAUUUUUAAAAAUCUUUUGUAUCCAGGGAUCUGAAGCAGAAAGGUUGGCUUUUAAGUUUGAUGCAGCCUCUUAUUGGACUGCAUUUGUGAGGAUUGAACAAGUUCAUUGUUGCUUGGUCUGUGUCCAAAUUCCUUCCCCAUCCCACUGGGCUCUGCUUGGCCACUCCGCUGCUUGGCUGAGGUUGUCCCAAGGAUUCGAAGGGUGAAGUGUUAUGGGUUUCUGUGGAAGAGAGAUGCAGAGCAGUUGGCAGGGUGGAUGGGGGUAUUAUGAGAAACUUUGCCUUGCCUUGAAGCCCUCUAUAAAGGAACUUUUGGGGCCAUUAAUUGUAUAGUUUUUAGAAUGAGAGUGAUUUAUGUGGUGAUAUUGGGACCCGGUUCUGAAAGCUUGAGCUUUGGGGUCUGCUUUUCAAGUGGAUGAUUUCAAGGUUGAAAAACAAGCCUCAUUGGAGGAAAUACAGCAUUUUGCACAGAAGCUUCUGUGAAAGGGAGUCCUGGUUUAAUCGCCAACAUGACACUUGGGUGGUCAGUGCCUGGAUCCUACAGGUGUUUGAUUUGUUUGUUGUGGUUUUUGAAAUCCUAACUUGCAGGUAACCUGGUGGGAGGAAAAAAUAAAUAUGCAGGCUCUUAGAACUAAAGAGCAUUGAAAAUAAAGCUCAUUUCUAAAAAGGAAAAA